AGCCUUUUUCAUUUUUUUUUUUUGUUUUCUUUAUGUUCCCUCCUUGUUCAUACCUUGAAGAAUGCUGUGAGUCAUGCUAAGCUAACAAUAAGAGAAGACCUCAUAGAAACGAUGUGCAUAGUAGAGAAGCUAUAAAUACGUGUCUUAGCAAGUCUUCUUAGCAAAUCACGUUUCUGCUGGGAAAGAUCAACAUAGAGUUGCCUGACAAUGGAAAACCAUAUUAAGGAAAGCAGCAAAAAUAAUGGAACCGUUUUUCUCUGCUAUUUUUUAAGAAAGCAAAACUGGUUCCAGAGGCAGUUUUCAGGUCGAAACAGUCAAAGUAAUCAUCCCAAAGAAGGUGCACAUGAAGCUGCAGUUGCAGCAGCUGCAUUUGCGAUUCAGUCACUUCAAGAAGCGAAAGCCACCAAGCUCAAGAGUGAGAGCAGAAAAGACAGCGGCAGAAAUGCCAUGCUUCAUUCUAAUGGAACGACCAGCCAACUCCCAUACAAGAAAACCAAAAUUGCAGUUGACAAUUCCAAGAAAAAGCCAAUGAAACAAAAAACUAAGCAAUUCGAAGGAGUUUAUUCAGCUGCCAAGCCAAGCUCUAAAUCUGCUGUAAUACCAAUAGCACCAGGAGAAAAUGCUGAAUGGUAUGACAAGCUGAAAUCAGUUGUUGCUUGCGGAAGUGACAAGAUGCUGAAAGCCAAGGAUUAAACAAAAAGAAGAAUGAACAAACUGGAGAUGCAAAGGGCAACUAUUGUGCAACAUUACUAAAAACAGGAUAGGAAGAUUUCAUCUGGUUGCUGGCAGGGCAAGAAAAUCUGAAGUUAUAGAGAAGAUCGAAAGAUUAGAUAAUGAAAUAAAUAUGUAUUGGAAUAUAUAUAUAUAUGUAUGUAUAUGUAAUUUGGUUUGGUCAUAUGUAGCAUCAAAGCAAAGGCAUUAGCAAUAAUUAUGACGCUAUGUGUCCCUUUUCUUCUUGAAUCUUUAAAUGAUAUUUUGCUUCAGGCUGGA
This is a messenger RNA of Theobroma umbraticum, 990 nucleotides long. RefSeq lists its product as uncharacterized. The record is from RefSeq and is a predicted model, not a curated record. NCBI's taxonomy places the organism in Eukaryota, Viridiplantae, Streptophyta, Magnoliopsida, Malvales, Malvaceae.